Molecule: messenger RNA, 1107 nt
Organism: Rotaria sp. Silwood1
Lineage: Eukaryota; Metazoa; Rotifera; Eurotatoria; Philodinida; Philodinidae
Source: the annotation of a GenBank genome assembly
AUGGGUUCAAAAUCAAAAAAACCAAGAAUAUCACGUUCAACUCGUGCUGGUAUCAUUUUUCCAGUAUCACGUGUACAUCGUCAACUUAAAUCAAUGCCAACUGCUACUAAACGAAUAACACAAGGUGCAUCCAUUUAUUUAUCAGCUGUCAUUGAAUAUCUUACUGCUGAAUUACUUGAAUUAAGUGGUAAUGCUGCACGUGAUAAUCAUCGUUCUCGUAUUACACCUAGACAUAUUUUUCUUGCUUAUGCCAAUGAUGAUGAAUUAUAUCGAUUACUUCGUCAUUGUGUGCUUCCUCAAUGUGGAGCAUUGCCGAGUAUUAAUCUCGCCCUUUUUCCUAGCAUUAAUGGUAUAAUUUCAAAUAAAUUGCCACCAUUGAAAUCAUCAAUAUCACGAGGAACAAAAAAACCUGUAUCGUCUACUGCUACUACUUCUAAAACAAGUUUACAUAAGCCGACACUAACUAAAAAAGGUCAAGGAAGUUUUAGUGUAUUGGGUACACCAACAUCAAAGGCUGUUGCACUUAAAGGUACUGCUGUAACAACACUUUCUGAACGUGUUCUUAUUCGUGGACAAAAAUUAACUGUUGUUCAAGGAAGUAUUGUUAAUAUUAAAGCUGAUGCUAUUGUUCAUCCAACAAAUAGUUCAUUUUAUAUGGGUGGGGAUGUCGGUAAUGCAUUGGCUAAAGCAGGAGGUCAACAACUUCGAGAUGCUGUUGCUGAAGCAGCUAGAAAUUCAACAUUAACAAAUGCUGGCGAUGUGGUUAUAAGUGCUGCACCAAAUUUAUCUGCUUCACAUUUAAUUCAUGUUCUUUCACCAAAAUGGAAUGCUACUAAAAUGGAAGAAUGCAUUGUAGAACUUGAUAAAGCUACUUUAAAUAUAUUAAAUUUAGCUGAUCAACAAGGUCUUACAUCAGUAGCUUUACCAAGUAUUAGUAGUGGACAUAAUGGUUUUCCAAAACAAACGGCUGCACAAACAAUACUUGCUGCUUUAUCAAAAUAUUUUCGACAAACAACAACAACAAAUCUUCAACAAGUAUUUUUUGUUUUAUACGAUGCUGAAAGUGUUAAUGUUUAUACAACUGAACUUCAACGUAUGGUUGAAUAA